ACAAAGCGCCAACAAAGGUCCUGGCCUCACAGUAGGCGGCUCCUCUUGGAAUUCGGGGAAUUUAGUCGUGAACUAAAUUUCAGAGACUUCAAACUUAUCAUGCGACAUAAGGAACCGCAUUUGAGCCCUAGAUGCUACUGAUAUAACGUUAUUAAAUGGUAAUCUAGACCUUGAUUUGCAAGACCCAACCCUACAUACGUUGACGGGUCGCUGCCCUCAUUCAUUUACUGAGCGCAAGAGGAGAUUACAUGCAAAUUACCAACGGGGCUUGUGUGACAUUCUGACAUCAAAAUCUCAUCGCCCUGAUGCCAGAAUACCGUUCAAUCGAGGAAAAGCCUGGCGGAUUUGACCAAGAAGCCAUUACCAGGGAACUGAGUAUGCACGCUGCCAGUGGACCCAGAGCUUUGCUUUUGUGGUCACGUCAACAAACCGAGGGUUACAAGGACGUGAACGUUUAUAAUAUGACAACUUCGUGGAGAGAUGGUCUCGCGUUCUGCGCAAUAAUUCAUCGCUACCGGCCUGAUUUAAUUGACUUCGAGAAAUUAUCAAAAGAAAACAUCGUAGAGAAUAAUACUUUGGCGUUUAGCAUCUGUGACCGACAUUUUGAGAUCCCGGCCUUACUAGAUGUCGCAGACAUGGUGGAAUGUACGGCACCGGAUAAAUUGACAGUAAUAUCCUACGUCUCGCAACUGUUUAACUACUUCAAGGAUAAAACGCCAGCCAACCAAAACGUCUCCACCAAGAUGUCUGCCGUACCGAGCAAAGUAAAGCCAGACCCUGUCUCUGGCGGUAAGCCUAGCAAGCGAGUCUCGCCAUACGCGCUUGGUGGCCGCGCUAAAAGGAUCUCAUCAGCUCUGAAGAACGUGUUUCGAUCGGAAAGCAAGGACGAACAUCAGGCGAAAGCGAUCAAGGAAGCCAUGGCUAAACAGGCCAGCUUAGAGUCACUCAGGGCUGUACAAGAGGAGAAGCCCGAGGACACCAUUGCUCCCAUGAUGCAGUGCAUGCCGUCGCUGGGUACAGCGUGCCUGAUAUGCGGCGAGAGAGUCUACCUGAUGGAGAGACUGGUGGCCGAGAGACGACUCUUCCAUCGCGCAUGCUUCAGAUGCAGCCGCUGUAACUCAAGCUUGCGGGCGGGCACUUACACGUUCUUUCCAGAGUCUGAGAGUUUUUGUUGUCUUUAUGAGUGCAUGGGAAUCGCGAGAAACAAGCAAGACAAUAUCAAAAUCCAGCUGCAACCAAUCACCGACAACGCUCUGCGCAUGGCAGAAACACUCAAUGCGCGCACCGCUGAAAGUGCUCGGAGUCGCUCCUCGACAGGGACGACGGGAAGCCGACCAGGAGAAGAGUCUCCUCAAAAACAGUUCUCAGUGGUGAAGAAAACGUCCAUCUCUAUCGGUGCGUUGCCAUUGAAGAGUUUUGCUGAAGUGACACCGCGACCUCGCAGACAUGGCAGACAAGGACGGAGAUCAGGGAGACGAGGGCACGAUAGAAGCCGAAGCAAUAAAGAAAAGGAGGACUCUUCUGAGUCGAGACGUAAAAGGAUCGUGCCAGAAAAGUUCGAGGUUAAGCGUGAAAGCGGCAAAGUGAAGUCAAGCAUUCUCAUCAAACCGUCCAAUCCAGUAAACUCUCCGAAGAACGUAGAUAACGAAUCUUUAUCAUCGAGUAAUGGUAGCAGCAACAACAACGACAGCGGAAAAGCAGGACUCAGAAAGAUCGCUACAUUAAACGAUGCGUACAAUAGGGAAGAGGAUGAACGCCCUCAACAAGGCGGCGUUCAGAUGCUUCUCAGUAAGUUCAAGAACAUUGACGACAUGAUAGAAAGCAAGCACAAGAAAAACAUCAGCAAAAAGAACGAGCUAAUCAAACGCGAGAUCGAGAGUGUUCUCCCCAGCUGGCGACAGGCGAAUACCAUCGAUACACGGAAGAAAAGACCACCGAACUUACCCAAGCUUACUACGGAUGAGAGGUGUAAUCAAGACAGAUCCGAUGAGGGUAAAUCUGGUCAUGAGUCGGAUGCUGAGUCCAGUUCUUCAAGCGAUUUGAGCAGCACGUGUCACUCAUCACGUGGCCGUGACGUCAUCAGCAGCAGACCAAUCAACAACGACCGUUCAAACACACAGCAGCUUGACAGGAUGGAAACUACGCAAUCAAAAGAUAGACCCCCUGCAGAGUCGGAUCGCAAGAGAAGCUGGGAUAAGCAGCCGAGCCCGCGGAUAGGACGGAAGAACCAGCAGCAGCUCACGAUACCAAGCGACUCCAGCUCUUCUCCCUCGACUUCUCCCCAGCCCGCACGGAGGAACAUUCCAAUUAUCGUUAGACCUUCGGAUGGUGACUCCAAUUCCGAACCCUCGAUCGACAAGCAGGACUCCAGCCGAGGCUCAGAGCCCCCACCGUCCCCUCUGUCAUCACAGCCGUCACCCAAACGAUGGUCCAGCCAGAACUCACUCGGAGAGAACAGCUCGACGAGUAGCUCCCCUCGCAUGUCGAUCAUCAUCGCACAAGAACCAUCGAUGACUAAGAUCAACAGCAGAUACUUUACGGUGGAGACUUGCCAGAGCACGGGGCAGGAAGGAGACGUCAUCAUGGAGGAAUGUGAGGACAGCGAAACCAUGCAGAUAGAGGGGGAAUUCAGUUUCGGUAAGGAGUUUAGCAAAUUUAACAAGGCUCAGAAAGAGGCGCUGAAGACUCUACGAAAAAUGAAGGUGACUCGGGAGAAAUCUGACCAAGUCAAAGAGGAAGAGGUGAGCCUGUCGCAAGAGGAGAUGACCGCUGAACUGAAAGCCCUGGAGACGCUCAAUUACGACCUGGAGCUACGAGGAGUAGAGAUGGAGAAGCUGUUACGACAUAGCAUGGAGUCUGACCACCCUCUUGAUAACGAAGACGAGAUUCUCAGAGAAUGGCUGACGCUAAUUCACGAAAAGAAUGUUAUCUUACGCAGAGAAUCUGAGCUCAUCUAUCUAAUGCAGUUCCAUCAAUACGAGGAGAGAUAUUGGGCUGUAGAAUGCGAACUACGCGGUCUCGUUUCCAUGCGUGAUGAGGUCAAGUCUUCUGACGAUGUCCGCCGCGAACGAGAUCUCCUGGCCGAGCUACUGAAUCUCGUGCAGAAGAGAAGUUUUAUUGUCGACAGUCUUGAGGAGGACAGGAUCAGAGAGAAACAGGAAGAUGAAAACAUCAAGCACGUGCUUGAAGAUGGUGAGUAGAACAAAGGACUAAACGAGGCGCCAGUUGACUCCUGGGAACAGAAGCCUGACUACACAAAAGUCGCCUUCUCCCGCUUUUAUUGCUAACAUGAACAUACACAUGCUGUCGAAAGCGCCCGCCUGGAUCCAGUAGAACCCAGGCCCUUUUCUACGUGUGAAUAACUGCUAUCACGUCACGGGUGCCUGGUGCUAAUACAAACUCGCUACACUAUUUACCCUGCUAGCAGAGCUUUUUGUUGUUUGUUUCUAUCUGUUCACUUAUCCGUGUCGCGACUCUGUUUUUUUUUUCGCGUUUUCGUUUGUUAAACAAACUGCUAGCAGGGUAUACACUAUUGGCGAGUAAGUACGCAGCUGCUUUGUCUCCUAUUAUCUAUUAUUAGUAGCUACCCCAUACUUUUAUAAAGCCGGUGAACGAACUAUUCGCUUGAAGGUUCACAAAGUUUGACAAAUAAAUUGUCUUACCACAUUUGCA
Nematostella vectensis (starlet sea anemone) is the source of this 3672-nucleotide messenger RNA. Its product is annotated as MICAL-like protein 1. The record is from RefSeq and is a predicted model, not a curated record. The coding region runs from base 306 to 3200 and encodes 964 amino acids. Lineage: Eukaryota; Metazoa; Cnidaria; Anthozoa; Actiniaria; Edwardsiidae. Gene Ontology annotation, molecular function: protein binding. The transcript has 17 exons.